This is a messenger RNA of Drosophila subpulchrella, 2536 nucleotides long. It is a transcript of the gene Oct-TyrR, whose product is annotated as tyramine/octopamine receptor. The transcript is spliced from 4 exons. The record is from RefSeq and is a predicted model, not a curated record. Gene Ontology annotation, cellular component: membrane. NCBI's taxonomy places the organism in Eukaryota, Metazoa, Arthropoda, Insecta, Diptera, Drosophilidae. Gene Ontology annotation, biological process: adenylate cyclase-activating adrenergic receptor signaling pathway. Gene Ontology annotation, molecular function: octopamine receptor activity. The coding region runs from base 711 to 2513 and encodes 600 amino acids.
GUGCGGCCGGAGCUGGAGCGCUUGCUAAAUAAAUAAAUUGCUCUGAAUCUGAACGCGAGUCGCGGAAAGCAGGCGGCGUCUCUAUAAACAAGCUCUUCCAUCUCUCGUGACUCUGGCGACGAUGCGGCAUUAGAUAGCUGCCAGUUCAGAGGUUCCCGCAAAAGUUCAAGUGACAAUUUGCCAGCCAACAGCAACUUUCCGACGAAGUCAACGCAAAUUGAAUUCGAUUCGAUUGUCUCUCGAUCUUCAUCGAUUCAUUACGCAGAGGAAAAGAAGCCAACUAUAAAGUUUUAGUGAAAAAGUUUCUCUGGCCCGUUGGCGUGGCAGUUCUACCGAAAUCAAACCAAAAUUUUCGCAAAUGAGUUUGCUAACGACGGGCUAAACCAAUUAACAGAAUUUACUCUUGUGUAAUAAAUAAAUUGCCAACAGUUAUAACUUGCAGUCCCACUCUAGCAUAAUCAAAUAAAAUGUUCAACAAAAUGUUUACGGCAAUUGCAGCUCAAAGCGAGAGACCAUAGACGAGGUGCAACGGGUUGUGGCAGUGGCGAGAAAACUCAAAGGAAGCCGCAAGGCUCGACCAGAAAUUUAUAAUUGGUAAUAGCAGAAAGGAACCACGCACCGCACAUUCCGUCCGCCAUUCAACCGAGACGCAUGCUGACGUAAGCGGACCCAAGAGGAGCAAGUGGAAGCGGCGGGCAGGCGAUGCCAAAAUGCCAUCGGCAGAUCAGAUCCUGUUUGUAAAUGUCACCACAACGGUGGCGGCGGCGGCUCUAACCGCUGCAGCCGCCGUAAGCACCACAAAAUCCGGAAGCGACGAUGCCGUACGGCCGUAUACGGAUGCGGACGCGGGCAUGGAAGCGGAGACGGCGGCCAACAUAACCGGUUCUCUGGUGGAGGGCCUGACCACCGUGGCGGCGGCACUGAGUACGGCUCCGGCGGAUGCGGACUCCGUGGGAGAGUGCGACGGAGCCGUGGAGGAGCUGCACGCCAGCGUCCUGGGCCUCCAACUGGCGGUGCCAGAGUGGGAGGCUUUACUGACCGCCCUGGUUCUCUCCGUUAUCAUCGUGCUGACCAUCAUCGGGAACAUCCUGGUGAUCCUGAGUGUGUUCACCUACAAACCGCUGCGUAUCGUCCAGAACUUCUUCAUUGUGUCGCUGGCGGUGGCCGAUCUCACGGUGGCUCUCCUUGUGCUGCCCUUUAACGUGGCCUACUCGAUCCUGGGGCGCUGGGAGUUUGGCAUCCACCUGUGCAAGCUGUGGCUCACCUGCGACGUCCUGUGCUGCACCAGCUCCAUCCUGAACCUGUGCGCCAUUGCCCUGGACCGCUACUGGGCCAUCACGGACCCGAUUAACUACGCCCAGAAGCGAACCGUGGGCCGGGUCCUGCUGCUUAUCUCCGGGGUGUGGCUGCUCUCGUUGCUGAUCAGCAGCCCGCCACUGAUCGGCUGGAACGACUGGCCGGACGAGUUCACCAGCGCCACGCCCUGCGAGCUGACCUCGCAGCGCGGCUAUGUCAUCUACUCCUCGCUGGGCUCCUUCUUCAUUCCGCUGGCCAUCAUGACGAUCGUCUACAUCGAGAUCUUCGUGGCCACGCGGCGGCGCCUGCGGGAGCGGGCCAAGGCCAACAAGCUCAACACGAUCGCGCUGAAGUCCGCCGAGUUGGAGCCGAUGGCCAACUCCUCACCCGCAGCCGCCUCCACCUCCGGCUCCAAGUCACGCCUCCUGGCCAGCUGGCUGUGCUGCGGCAGGGACCGGCCCCAAUUCGCUACGCCCAUGAUCCAGAACGACCAGGAGAGCAUCAGCAGCGAGACCCACCAGCCGCAGCAGACGCAGGAUGGCUCCAAGGCGGGAGCCCAGAGCAACAGCGAUCCGCAGCAGCAGCAGCACGUGGUCGUGCUGGUCAAGAAGUCGCGGCGGGCCAAGAUCAAGGACUCGAUCAAACACGGCAAGGCCCGGGGCGGUCGCAAGUCGCAGUCCUCGUCCACCUGCGAGCCCCACGGCGAACAGCAGCUCCUGCCCGCCGGAGGAAGCUGCCGUGCCAGCGGAGGACACUCCGGAGGUGCAAAGUCCGACGCCGAGAUCAGCACGGAGAGCGGGAGUGACCCCAAGGGUUGCAUACAGGUCUGUGUGACUCAGGCGGACGAGCAGACGUCCCUUAAGCUCACGCCACCGCAGUCCUCGACGGGAGUCGCCGCCGUUUCCGCCACUCCGCAGCAGAAGAAACCGAGCGGCGUGAACCAGUUCAUCGAGGAGAAGCAGAAGAUCUCGCUGUCCAAGGAGCGGCGGGCAGCCCGCACCCUGGGCAUCAUCAUGGGCGUGUUCGUCAUCUGCUGGCUGCCCUUCUUCCUCAUGUACGUCAUCCUGCCCUUCUGCCAGAGCUGCUGCCCUACAAAUAAGUUCAAGAACUUCAUCACCUGGCUGGGCUACAUCAACUCCGGCCUGAACCCGGUCAUCUACACCAUUUUCAACCUGGACUACAGGCGGGCCUUCAAGAGGCUGCUGGGUCUAAACUGAGGCAGGCUGGCGGGGGUGGGGGG